GCUGCCCUGAAAGCUAGCGAUCUGGCAACACUGUCGACAUCGCCGAACCUCGCCGUGCUCGACGCGCUCGACAAGGCGCGCACACAAUGGUACCACAUUACGGCCAUUGUGAUCGCCGGCAUGGGCUUCUUCACCCAUGCCUAUGACCUCUUCUGCAUCAGCACCGUCUCAAAGCUCCUCGGCCGCCUCUACUACUCCGAUGGCAAGCUAAGGCCUGGAACGCUCCCCCGCAGCGUGAACAAUGUCAUCGUCAGUGCCGCCCUCAUCGGCAGCCUCACGGGCCAGCUUUUCUUCGGUUGGCUUGGCGACGUCCUCGGCCGCAAGCGUGUCUACGGCGUCACCCUCAUACUCAUGGUCCUCUGCGCUAUCUGCUCCGGCCUCUCCUUCGGAUCCACCCCGAAAGCCGUCAUGGGCACCCUCUGUUUCUUCCGCUUCUGGCUCGGCUUCGGCAUCGGUGGCGACUACCCUCUUUCCGCCACCAUAAUGUCCGAGUAUGCCAACAAGAAGACCCGCGGCGCCUUCAUCGCAGCCGUCUUCGCCAUGCAGGGCGUCGGCAUCAUCUUCGCCGGCCUUGUCUCCAUGACCCUCUCCGCCAUCUUCCUCAGCUUCUUUCCGGCUCCACCGUUCUCGUCCGAUCACAUCCGCUCCACCCAGCCGGAGGCCGACUUCCUGUGGCGCAUCGUGCUCAUGCUCGGCGCGAUCCCGGCGCUCAUCACCUACUACUGGCGCAUGAAGAUGCCUGAGACCGCCCGGUACACCGCACUCAUCGCCGGGAACGCGAAGCAAGCCGCGCUCGACAUGGGGAAAGUCCUGGAGAUGGAGAUACAAGCAGAGCAAGAAAAGGUAGCCCAAUAUAAAUCUGCCAACGACUACUCGUUACUGUCGGGAGAGUUCUUUAGAUAUCACGGGCUGCACCUCAUCGGCACGAUGAGCACCUGGUUCCUGCUCGACAUCGCAUUCUACAGCCAGAAUCUCACCCAGAAGGACAUAUUUCCGAUGAUGCACCUCACAAGCAAGGCGCAGAAAAUGAAUGCGCUCGAGGAAGUGUUGCAGACGUCGAAAGCCAUGUUAAAUGUAGCGCUGUGUGGGACCUACCCCGGCUACUGGUUCACGGUGCUGUUCAUCGAGAAGAUGGGACGGUGUCUGAUUCAGCUCAUUGGAUUCUUCAUGAUGUCGGCGCUCAUGUUGAUAAUGGGGAUCA
Messenger RNA from Elaeis guineensis (African oil palm), 1201 nucleotides. Its product is annotated as low affinity inorganic phosphate transporter 4. Gene Ontology annotation, biological process: transmembrane transport. Gene Ontology annotation, molecular function: transmembrane transporter activity. Gene Ontology annotation, cellular component: membrane. NCBI's taxonomy places the organism in Eukaryota, Viridiplantae, Streptophyta, Magnoliopsida, Arecales, Arecaceae. The record is from RefSeq and is a predicted model, not a curated record.